Messenger RNA from Triticum turgidum subsp. durum (durum wheat), 393 nucleotides. NCBI's taxonomy places the organism in Eukaryota, Viridiplantae, Streptophyta, Magnoliopsida, Poales, Poaceae. The record is from the annotation of a GenBank genome assembly.
AUGUUAGCAUCGGCAACAACUGAAAAGUUUGGGGAUUUCCAUUUCCUUGAAGAACUGCAAAUGGUCCGUUGUCCAAACAUUUGCACCCAAAGAUUGGUAUCGCCGUCCCUUAAGAAGCUCAGCAUCUGGGGUUCUGGCCUCUUUAGCCACAUUGAGUGGUGCUCCCUCACCUACUUUCAUUUGAAAUAUGAGUUUGUCAUGUCCAUCCAAUUACAAAUGUGGUGUCUUCCAGCUCUACGGAAGUUGCACAUUGAGUGCAUAUCUCUUACAUCAAUUGGAGGCUCCGCAAACCUUUCCAUUUCUGCAGACACGGGCAGCAUUACUACAUUCUCAUCCCUUAAUGUCCUAACAGUUACAUGCUGUGAUAAAUUGUCAACCCUUGAUGGCUCCUAA